Molecule: messenger RNA, 2012 nt
Organism: Fopius arisanus
Lineage: Eukaryota; Metazoa; Arthropoda; Insecta; Hymenoptera; Braconidae
Product: acetylcholinesterase
Exons: 10
Coding region: 191-1801 (536 amino acids)
Molecular function (GO): serine hydrolase activity
Source: RefSeq, a predicted model, not a curated record
GCUUAAAUCGAGAUUCACUUCUAGUGGAACUCUCAUCCGUUGCACAUCCCACCGAAACUACAUUAAAAAUAGAAUAAAACAGAAUCAAUAUCCUCCAAUUCUACAUAGUUACAAAAUCAUAUAAAAAUUUUAUACAUUUUCUAUAAUUGAAUUUAUAUUUUUAAUAAUCAUUGGUAUAUUUUUGGGUGCAAUGGAGCGGAUCAUUUCGAUUGUUUCAAUUAUAUCUUUGUUCCUGCUUGGAGCACAUGGUCUUCAGGAAUUAACCGGAAUUGUUCAGACAGAUAAAGGAUUUGUGCGUGGCGCGAAAUUGAAAACAGUGGGAAAUUCCCUCGAGUACUCGGCGUUCAAGGGAAUCCCCUAUGGCAAACCACCACUCGGAUAUUUACGGUUUAAGCCUCCGCUGGAAGCAGAUAGUUGGAAUGAUAUUUUAAAUGUGAUAUCCGACCCAAAUCCAUGUCCCCAAUUCGCUCGCAAAACCGUUGAUUUAAUUGGUAACGAAGACUGUCUCUAUCUCAAUGUCUACACGCCAAAGACAAAAUUCAAUUCCGACCCUGGGCAAUUAUCAUCGGUAAUGGUGUGGAUACACGGUGGUGGCUUUUACGAGGGCGGUACCAACAGUUCGGUUUUGUCUCCUGAUUUUUUAAUCGAGGACAACGUCGUUGUGGUUGCGAUGAAUUAUCGUCUAGGUGCCCUAGGAUUUUUGUCACUGAACCAUCCGAAUAUCACUGGCAACGCGGGACUCAAGGAUCAGGUGUUGGCAUUGAAGUGGGUACAGAGAAAUAUUCGAAAUUUCGGGGGUGAUCCCUCAAAAGUUACGAUAUUCGGACACAGCGCUGGAUCGGCUUCUGUUGAGCUUCACAAGAUAUCACCCAUGUCCAAAGGACUCUUCAGGGCCUCCAUUGCCAUGAGCGGUUCACAUCUGAACCCCUGGGGAUUUUCAUCAGUGAACGCAGCUCUCUCCAGGGCAUUUGAAUUUCGCAAACACCUGCAUCUAACGAUAACCGAUACCGAUGAUUUUGUCAGACAGCUUUACCAUGUGCCUGUUAAUAAUUUGGUAACCGGAGUUUCCAAAAUGACGAACUUGGUUAAUAUACCCUUCGUACCGGUCCUGGAGGAGGCAACGAUAAGUAAUACUGAGAAUUUUCUCUCCGAGUGUCCAAUUCGCAGAUAUAAAUCCGGAAAUUAUGAGGAUUUGCCGCAUAUGUUGGGGUUCGUUGAUUCGGAGACAUUAUUUCUUCUCCCUGGCAUUUUAUUCGAUAUGUUAGACUGGAACAUCUCAGACUUCAAGAAAAAAUCAAUUUGGGAAGUUGAUCCUCAAGCCAUCCGUGAAAGUGUCUCUAUAAGUUCUGAAUUAUGGUUUCUUACUGGGAUCGAGCGUACUCAGAGGUACUUGAGCAAGAGAAAGGCAUCUGUCUAUUAUUACAAGAAUUCCUUCGAUUAUGACGCCGCAUUGCACAAGUUGGAGGGAUGCCCAAUAAAUGGUACAUCGCAUUCCGACGAUCUUGCUCACAUUUUUUGGAUGCCAGAGAAAAAUCAAUCUCUCGAUUCGACCAGUGAAAUUUCCAUGCAACGAAAAAGAGUCGUCAGACUCUGGACUAAUUUUGCAAAAUACAGUGAUCCCACGCCAAAUGGAACAAACGAUGAAAUCCUGAAUGUGCAAUGGAUGCCAUCAGGUACCGACGGACUCCAUUUAUCAAUAAACAAUAAUGGAUUGACAAUGGGACCGCGGCCAAUCAGCACGACAGGAAAAAUUUUGGGAAAAUUUUUCGAUGCCAUCGAAGAGACUUUGAACGGAUGUUAAUCCCUCAGUCACGAUUUCCAUCGGAAUAAAAUAAAGAUCGAGCUAUUGAUGAAUGAAUUCAUCUGAUUCAUCAGUUAUGAUCACAUUUCUUUUAAUUAAAUAUUUUUUUUAUUACGCUAUGGCUGAUCCGAUGAUGUAAUUCUCCUUUGGAGUUGAUGCAGUUGAAUUCUGUUUAUUUCUCACUCCAUUAUAAAUGCUUGUUUAAAUCUUC